AUGCCUCCUCGCCGUGCUCCAUCUGUUUCGAUAUCUCAGGCUCCAUCGCGUGCAGCGUCUCCCGCCUUUGAUGAAGACGAGGUCGCGUUCGACUCUGUAGACGAACUCCAGCAGCACGGUAUAAAUGUGCAAGACAUCACAAAGCUCAAGUCGGCCGCUAUCAACACCGUCUCGGGUGUGAUUAUGACCACCAGACGCCAAUUGCUGAAGAUAAAGGGCAUGUCGGAAGCCAAAGUCGAGAAAAUCAAAGAGGCAGCUCAGAAGAUCCAUGGCUCGUCGUUCGCGACUGGUGUUGAGAUUCAGGAUAAACGCAAGCGAGUGCUUGUUAUCAGCACUGGUAGCAAGCUCGUCGAUGGGAUCCUGGGUGGAGGAGUUAUGUCCCAGUCCAUCACAGAAGGUUCGAGCUACCCCUCUCAUUAUCUCUGUUCAGCCAGUGACCUCGCUCCAGUUUAUGGCGAGUACCGCACGGGAAAGACACAGCUUGCUCACACGAUGAGCGUCGUCGCUCAGUUGCCUCCCGAGUAUGGCGGAGCUGCUGGCAAGGUUGCCUAUAUUGACACUGAAGGAACCUUCCGACCCGACCGAAUUCGAGCCAUUGCCGAUCGCUUCGGUGUCGAUGGGACCAUGGCUUUGGAGAAUAUUCUAUAUGCUCGGGCUUUCAACAGCGAGCAUCAGAUGGAACUCAUCAACGAAUGUUCGGCCAGGUUUGCGGAAGACAAAGAUUUCAGGCUCUUGAUCAUCGACAGUAUCAUGGCGCUAUUCAGGGUCGAUUAUUCUGGGCGUGGGGAGCUUAGCGAACGUCAGCAGAAGCUGGCCCAAAUGCUUUCGAAGCUGACGAAACUUUCCGAGGAAUUCAAUAUCGCUGUUCUCAUGACCAAUCAAGUCCAAUCCGAUCCUGGAGCAACCAUGACCUUCGUCGCGGGAGGGGCACUCAAGCCUAUUGGAGGCCACAUCCUGUCUCAUGCAUCCGCGACGCGUAUCUUCCUUCGAAAAGGUCGAGCUGAGGAGCGAGUUGCCAAACUGGUUGAUAGUCCGGACCGACCUGAGAGCGAAGCUUCUUACAAGCUUGACGAAGGAGGUUGGGCUGACGUUUAG
Molecule: messenger RNA, 1095 nt
Organism: Coprinopsis cinerea okayama7#130
Lineage: Eukaryota; Fungi; Basidiomycota; Agaricomycetes; Agaricales; Psathyrellaceae
Product: Rad51
Exons: 11
Coding region: 1-1095 (364 amino acids)
Biological process (GO): DNA strand invasion; DNA recombinase assembly; chromosome organization involved in meiotic cell cycle
Cellular component (GO): condensed nuclear chromosome; nucleus
Molecular function (GO): DNA strand exchange activity; ATP-dependent DNA damage sensor activity; double-stranded DNA binding
Source: RefSeq, a predicted model, not a curated record